Molecule: messenger RNA, 2265 nt
Organism: Candidozyma pseudohaemuli
Lineage: Eukaryota; Fungi; Ascomycota; Pichiomycetes; Serinales; Metschnikowiaceae
Exons: 1
Coding region: 1-2265 (754 amino acids)
Biological process (GO): lipid metabolic process
Molecular function (GO): triacylglycerol lipase activity
Source: RefSeq, a predicted model, not a curated record
AUGGCGCUCCCGGACGAGCAGCUCAGCUAUAUCGACCGUGACGAUAUCCACUCCUUUGCCAAAGCCUUGGUAUGGGAUGACGAUGACUUCGUAUCUUCGGGCAAGUACUCCGAUGUCAAGCGAGAGGCUGAAGCGAUAGACGCCCAGGGCCUAGAGGAGAACUCCGUGGCGGUCGGGAACUUGCCGAGAACAAAAUCGAAAAGUCUGGAUAGUCUCAAGAGUCUGGAGAAACCCACUAAGAUCACAUCGGCGUCGGACUGGUUUCCGAUCACUGGGUCUCAAGAUAAGAAGAAAGACAAGGAAUUGUCCACGAGGGACCGCUUCACCAACGAGUUUCGCCACUCGGCAUCGUACACAUUGCUCCGCUGGCCUGUUUUGGUGUUCAUCAUAGGCUGGGUGUUGGUUCUCUGUGUGUUUUAUGCCAUAGUGAGAGGGUACGUCGCAUUGUACGAAUACCUCUUUACAUGGACGGGCCAGAGGAAAGUGCUCAGACAAAAGCUACGGCUGUCAAAAACGUACGAGGAAUGGGUGGAAAACGCCAAAGCAUUGGACCGCUUCUUGGGCCUAGAUGAAUGGUCCACUCACCCAAGGUUCUCGUACUACGACUACAAGACAAUCCAGAAGACCAUCCACAAGAUCCGUGUUUUGCGUAAAAAGAAUGACGUUUCCAACUUGAUGGUCUUUUUGCAGGGAUGCCUCAAGAAGAACUUUGCAGGAAUUGAGAACAAACAGCUCUACAGCCACCGGUACUACGGCACCAAGGACCUUGUGCACGAGUACGUCGACGAGGUGAUCAAAUGUAUCGAUUGCGUCACCAACGCUGGCACGCAGGCCGUGCUGGUGAAAAAGAAGCGUCAAUUCUUCAAGGUGGUGCUGAAAAACUACGGGAAAUCGGCCUUGUGUCUCAGUGGUGGUGCCUGUUUCGCCUAUACCCACUUUGGCAUUGUCAAGGCACUUUUAGACAAUGACGUGCUCCCGCUGAUUAUCUCUGGUACAUCAGGCGGAGGGCUUAUCGCCGCUUUGGCAUGCACUAGAACUGACGAGGAGCUCAAGAAGCUCUUGGUACCUGAGCUUGCAAAGAAGAUCACCGCUUGUGAAGAUCCCUGGUAUGUGUGGGUUCCGAGAUUCAUUCGUACCGGAGCUAGAUUCGAUGCCGUCAGUUGGGCCAGUAAGUCUUGCUACUUUACGAAAGGCUCUCUCACUUUCCAAGAAGCAUAUAAAGCCACUGGGCGUCGUCUCAACAUCUCCACUGUUCCUGCUGAACCUCAUUCACCGGUCAUUCUUUGCAAUUCCAUAACCUCGCCCAAUUGCAUUAUUUGGUCAUCGCUUUUGGCCUCGUCUGCUGUUCCCGGCAUUCUCAACCCGGUGGUUUUGAUGACUAAGAAUAAGGAUGGUGAGGUGGUGCCAUUCAGUUUGGGCAACAAGUGGAAAGAUGGAUCUUUGCGUACGGACAUCCCCGUCAAUGCCCUCAACACGUAUUACAACGUGAACUUCUCCAUUGUCUCACAAGUCAACCCCCACAUUUCCUUAUUCUUCUUUGCACCUAAGGGAACUGUUGGACGUCCGGUUGCCCUGCCAAGGCGGAGAACGAAAAAGCAAAAGUUUGCAUCGCUUAGAGGUGGUUUCAUUGCUACAGCGCUAGAACAGCUUUUCAAACUUGAAAUCAAAAAAUGGCUUGAAAUUGUCAAGACCCUCGAUCUUCUUCCUAUGUGGCGUGAGCAAGAUUGGCUGAAUGUGUGGCUUCAGCGCUUCACGGGUUCUAUAACUAUAUGGCCCCGCAACAAGCUCAAGGAUUACUGGUACAUUCUUCUGGAUCCUUCCGAAGCCCAGAUGGAAGAGUACUUGCUUAAGGGAGAGCGCAGUAUGUGGCCUCGUCUUCUCUUUGUGAAGCAUAGACUUGGUAUCGAGCGUGCUAUCGAAAGAGGCAAGAAAAGCUCUCUUUCUGAGAGAACCCUCGAUGCCACGCAGCUCUCCCCAACAAGCUCCAAUGCCGUCCAGUCAGAUGACUUCUCUGAAGGGCCAGCCAAAGACCUUCUUUCAAGAGCUAACCUCAACAAGAGUGAUGUGGAGUCCACAGACGAUGAAAUUAGGCGCAACUUCGCCUCACCUUUUGAUAUUAAGUAUGGUCGUGAUGACGACGAUGACGAUGAUGACGAAGAUCUGUACACGGACGAUUUAGAGUAUCUGUCUGACGAAGAAUCAGAAGCACAACCCAAGAAGAGGAAGCCCAAGGGAACAAAAAUACGCAGAAGCACUACCGCUUAA